ACUGCGACGAUAGCUGAGUUAAUUCGAAAAUGGAUCAGUAAAUCAUUGGACUCGAGGAAAUGGAGUGAAGUGAAGUUGGAAAAUUAAAAUUUUUUUAUUUCCUUAUUUUAUGGAGAAGAUAUUUCAGUGGAGAGUUAAUGCAUCUGUCGGUUUGUCGAAGGGAAAAAAUUUGUUUAGUGCUUUUCACGAGCUUUUUCACGAGAAGAAAAAUGACGAGUUGGUGGUGGCAUUGAGAGCUUUCUGUCUUGACUGACGGAGUCGGGGAAACGUUGGAUUGGAGAGAAUGAGGACUUUAUAUUCAAUUUGUUUGAUCCUUCUUGCUGCUGGAGUCACCCUAGCCCACGUGAAAUCGUACGUGAAUGUUACGGGCGAUAUUACUCUCGGUGGACUCUUUCCUGUUCAUAGGAAGGGGAUCAAUGGCCAAAGCUGCGGAAAAAUUCAGUGGCAGGAUGGAAUUCAACCCCUGGAGGCGAUGCUCUACACUGUCAAACAAAUAAACAAUGAUCCAAAGCUUUUGCCUGGAAUUAAACUCGGAGUACUGGCGUUUGACUCUUGUGAUAAUGCUAAUUAUGCACUUGAGCAGGCACUUAAUUUUGUUAAAGGUUUCAUAGCUCACGGCAAUGAAUUCCACGAGCAGGAAUUUCAGUGCUCAGACGGAAGUAUUCCAAGAUUCCUGGGCGGGAGUUUCGACAAAGUCGUUGCGGUCCUCGCAGCUCAGUCUAGUUCCAUAACACUGCAGGUGGCCUCGAUGCUCCGACUGUUUACCGUACCUCAAAUAUCCUACAUGGCAACAACCCCCUCGCUCAGUAACAAGGAGCGUUAUCCUCAUUUCUACAGGACUGUACCGAGUGACCUCAACCAGGCCCACGCGAUGCUGGAGAUAUUGAAACGAUUCGGCUGGACUUACGUGUCAGUCGUCUACUCGGACACAGAAUAUGGCAAUCGUGGAUACGAGACACUGGUAUCCCUCGCGAAUAACUAUUCAAUCUGCUUCAGUGCACCACAGAGAAUAGACAAGGAGCGUUUUGUCGAUGAGGACUAUGACAAUGUCAUUCGUACAAUUGCGAACAAGACUGAAGUUAGAGUCGUAGUAAUCUUCUCCGAGAGGAGUACAACCCUUCGCGUAUUGGAGGCAGCGAGGAGGCUAAACCUGGGGACGAGGUUCGUUUGGAUCGGAAGUGAUGCCUGGUCCAAUACAAAUCACCGUGAAUUUCUCAAUCCCUGGAAUCGCAGCAAAGACGAGGAAAUGGUACUCGAGGGGGCACUCGCUGUACAGCCAUUGUCGAGACAUCUCGAAGGGUUCGAUGACUACUUCAAGAAUCUGUCUCUCAACCAUGAAAAGAUUAAUCCCUGGUUUCGAGAGUUCUGGGAGAACUAUCACAGAUGCGGGAAAAAUGAAAACGGAACAUCCUGCAACGAUCCGUCACUGAAAAUAAAUUCUGAAACUGGUUACAAGCAGCAAAAGUUCCUCCACUUCGUACGUGAUUCUGUAUACGCUGUAGCGCAUGCACUCCAUGACAUGUAUGUAAAUGUAUGUGGUGAACAUUACGAGGGUAUGUGCGAGGGGAUGAAACACAUUGAUGGUGAGACUCUUUCCAGAUACUUGAAUACGGUCACGUUUAAAGAUGAGGCGGGGAAUCCAUUCAGAUUUGUUGACAAUGUCGAUGGCCCAUUGAGGUACACAAUUUUGAAUUAUCAGAAAGAUAAUGAUGGAACUUAUCGAUGGCACGUCGUGGGUAAUUACACACAAAGCGACUCUGGGAAAGCGAUUCUUCACAUAAACUCAACUCUGAUAAAGUACCGUAGUCAGGGUGAAUUGGGCCGCAAGUUCUUUCCAAACUCAUCAUGUUCAGAACGCUGUCUUCCCCAUCAAGUGAAAGUUCGGGAGAAAAUUGAUCCCUGUUGCUGGCGAUGCAGAAAUUGUGGCUUGUAUCAAUGGAAAGUCGAUGAUCACAGGUGUGAGGACUGCGAGUGGGGAACAAGACCGACUAAAGACAGAAAAUGUUGUGCUCCCAUUGAAGAGGACUUCAUCGAUUACUCGAGUCCUUGGGCGGUUGGAACGAUGGCAGUGGCCAGCUGUGGAAUUCUCCUAACGAUAUUCGUCCUGUCAGUGUUCUGGAUCUACAGCGACACCCCGGUGAUAAAAGCCUCCGGUCGUGAACUAUCAUCCCUUCUCCUCCUGGGUACCCUAGUAUCAUUCCUAAUGACCUUCGCAAUUGUCGCCGAACCGACCACCGAGACCUGUGCAAUUACCCGAUUCGGUAUUGGAUUAUGUUACACCCUCUGUUACGCAGCCCUGGUCACCAAGACCAACCGAAUUCACCGGAUUUUUAAUAAAAAAUGCCACAGCCCCCACAAACCCAAGUACACAAGCCCCAGAUCACAACUCGUCAUCACUGGAAUUUUAACAUCCGUAGAAAUUAUUAUUAAUGGGAUUUGGCUGCUGCACGUUCCACCGGCUAUUGCACACUCUUAUCCCACGAGGGACUCGAGACUGCGGAUAUGCCAGGGGCUGGAGGACACGUCUUAUAUGGUGGGAUUGGUCUAUCCUUUCAUUUUAAUUGUUGCCUGCACGAUAUACGCAAUUAAAACGAGGAAAUGUCCGGAGGGAUUCAACGAAACCCGUCACAUAGCAUUCACCAACUACACAACGAUGGUCCUCUGGCUGGCAUUUGUACCGUUGUAUCUCGCCUCGGCGAGUAAUUCAAUUCGAGUUGUAACACUGGCCCUAUCGCUCUCCCUCAGUGGUCUUGUGCAGCUCGGUUGUUCCUUCUUCCCGAAAGUUUACAUUGUGCUGAUGAAACCGGAGAAAAAUACUAAAGAACUUGUCAUGGCGCAGCACAGGAGCUCGUCGUAUUUGGCAACACCCUCGGCAACACCAAUCGUCGUUCUCAAUGGUCGUGCCAUAAAAUCUAGUCGGAGGGGGAGUCAGUCAUCCCUACGGUCUUCAAGAGUGAGCAGUAAUGCAUCGAAUUUCUACAAUUUAAAGCCUCUCAUAACUGACUCGGAUACCGGAUCAAUGGAAGGGACGACAGAGAAUGCCAGUGAUACCGAGAUAGUCUCAUCCUAAAAACCCCGAAUAUUAGAUUAUGUUAAUGCAUAAUUGAUAUGAAUCAUCGCGCUGUUGAAAAUUCACAAUCCUCAUUCCUAAUAACACACGUGGGUUGUCCUAAUCUCCAACAGAAGUUUCUUGAAACUGACGAUUUCAUAUUUUCAGUAUUUUCAUGAAAUUAAAAGUCUGACGGGAAGUGGUAAAAGGAGGUAAGUGCAUUUUGCAUAGGAUAAUUUCCGAAUGAAGCCCAUUUCCAAAUCAGAGUUCGCUAUUUUUUUUUCAUUUAUCGUUUUGUAUUCAUCGAGAACGAAAGCUUACGCCCUUCUACCACUUCAUUCUUCAAAUAAUUGAAAUGUCAUUCUCUGAAAAAAUCGAAAGUUUUCGUAAAUAAUCAAAAAAUAACAACGAUUGCGCCUUCGUCUGUUUUUUUAUGAACGAAAUAUUCGAAUUGAUGAAUAAAAAUUAAUGACAGAUUUUUUCAUUCAAACAAAUUAUGAAAAAUACAAAUUUUUUUUGAUUAUAAUUAGGGGAGACCUGAUUGACGCCAUGAAAAUCCCCGAUUGAAGUUGGACAUUGCAUUGGAAGAAAGAAAUUAAAUUUGUAGACUUUUAGACUCUCUAAUAUUUCUAAAGAAGAAUAAAAUGGCUGGAAAUGACUUAAAAAGCUUUCCGCUAGUGUUCCAUAUUCCUCGGGGGUUUCGUUACCCCCAAAUUUCCCAUUUUGCCCGCAUUUCCCCUAGAAAUUAAAGAUCAUACGAUUUAAAAGAAUUAAAAACACUUUUCGCUCGUGUCCCAUAUUUCCCUAUCGUCCCAUUUUCCCCGGACUCUCCAUUUCGUCCAAACGUUCGACUUUUCCCGCGUCACUUUCAGAAGUGAAAAAUAUUAUUUAAAUGAAUGCUGAUGAUUAUCGAAAAAACAAAAAUCGUGGGAAAAUUAGUUAAUUAAAUUUACAAAUGUUGCAUUUUAUUUGCAACAGAGAUCUACUUUAUAAAGUAUACUGUACUUAAAUGAUACUUUACAAAGUUAUGAAAUUACAAACCCAAAAAAACGCUUUUCCAUUAGCAAUAUUCAUUGCAAAAAAAUCUGUCGUUCUAUUCGUUGACAUUAUUCACUGAAAAUAUGAAGUUCACGUCUGACACUCAGUUUUAAGAAUUUUCUACUUAAAGUAGCUCUACCCUCGGGUCGGUAUCUUACCGACCGGACACACUGCUUUUAAAUAUUAACAAUUGCCAAAUUUUCCAGCCAAUUGCAGUCAGUAUUAUCUGAAUUAAAUCUCGGAGAGUCUUACCAUUUUUAAGAUAAUUUCUUUCUUAUAAACAAAUAAUAGAACUUCUUUUCCAAACAGUGAAUUCUCUUUCUUGGAAUUUUGAUAAAUUCCUCGAUUUUUCUAACGUUUAAUGACCAAAAAUUUACUGACACUUUGUUAAGUUCUGAUUUUUAAACUUUUCAUUGAAUAAACAAACGAGAAAAGGCUCGAGCUACUUUAAAAUCCUUAAAUUGUCAACAGUGUCGCUCUGGUCUUCCUCUAGUGAAUUCACCGAUUCAAUUGCAGAAUCCAAUGAAUUGUACAGAAAUAGAUUGAACGGAUUAAAAGCCUUCAGGACCAAUAACCGAUGCGAGAAAUGAUUAAACCCGUGAUCUAUUGAAUUUAAACAAAUUGGAAAACAUAUCGUUAAUGUAAGGAAAAUUAAAAUAUGUAUAUUAGCAAUUAUCUAGGGUCUAAGAGAAUAUUUGUUGAAAGCCAUAUCGAUGCAUAUAUUGAUAUAGUUAUAACUGAUAAUUAAUCUAUUUGUUAUAAUGAUUCAGCGGGCUGUGUAAUUAAUCACAAAUGCGGGUAUUAUAAUAGAAUAUAUCGAAGUAAACGCUUGGCAUUUCACUCCGAUCAUUCUAGGCUAAUUUCAUCGUAAAAGUGUCGAAUGUUUAUUGUUUUAUGAGCAACAUUGUAAAUGUUAUUAUUUUUAGAAAAUGCUGGAGUGCAACUACGAGUCGAGGGUUCUCAGACUAUUGAUGAGACGCAAACGAAAAAAUUUCGGACAAAAUUUUGUGGAUUUUAAGGUCUGACUGUCUUUCUGAAAUAUCUAGAUGGUUUUUCAUUUCAUUUUUUAGCCACGAAGACGUGUAAUUUUAUAUUGAUUCUUUGUCCCUAUGAUAUCUAUAAUUAUUAAUAUAAUUUAUAAAAAAUAGUCGGAUGAUUCUGCUGAUGAAAUCAGUAACGAAGGGGUCAACAAGAUGAGUUGACUUCCCUCAGAAAUCUUUGAAAAAUUCAUCGGAAGAUCUUCGAAAAACAAUUUUUGUUUGAAAAUAUAAUCAGACAAAAGUUUUGUGAGAAUAUUUUUCAAAGUCCAAAGCGGAAAAUGUUUGUAAAAAAAUUUUUUCUCCCGAAAAUCUGCCAAAGAAUAUUUUUACAUCGUGGGAAGAUCUUUCGAAGAAUUUUCGAUGAUUUUUCUGAAGAAUUUUCAAGUUUUUUGGAGGAGAAUAAUUUUUCUACUCGAGAUACGUUUGUUGUAGUACUCGAUAUCCUCCGCAAAAAUAUUUUAAUGAAAAUUUUUUUCGAUUUUCCCCCGAUUCCGAGAUAUUCAAAACCUCGUCAAUUGUCAAAACUGAUUUUUCUCGUUUUAUCACUUUGCAACCGAACUCCGCUAAUUAAUUUUCGGAGACUUUUCGUAAUUGUCGAACAAACAUCGAAUUCUAUUGGUUUCUCCUGCUGAAUAUUUCCCAUUCACCAUUUGUAUAGGAGAGAACUUGAAAGAAAACUAGGGAAAAACUAGGGAAAAGUUCGAUAGAUUAAAAUUUUUCUAUUAAAUUUUUAUGUCUGUGCACUUUUUAUAUUCAACGGGUAUAUGACAUAUCUUAGUUGUUCUGUUCUCACGGUGCCUCAUUAAAUUUAUCUUUAAUUUCCACUGAACUGUACAUAUUUGUAUAUAUGUGAAGGAAAUAAAUUAUAAUUACAGCAU
Messenger RNA from Diachasmimorpha longicaudata, 6005 nucleotides. RefSeq names its product metabotropic glutamate receptor 6-like. Lineage: Eukaryota; Metazoa; Arthropoda; Insecta; Hymenoptera; Braconidae. Gene Ontology annotation, cellular component: plasma membrane. Bases 284 to 3070 code for a protein of 928 amino acids. Gene Ontology annotation, molecular function: adenylate cyclase inhibiting G protein-coupled glutamate receptor activity. The record is from RefSeq and is a predicted model, not a curated record. Gene Ontology annotation, biological process: G protein-coupled receptor signaling pathway. The transcript is spliced from 14 exons.